Messenger RNA from Caenorhabditis elegans, 1206 nucleotides. RefSeq names its product Neurotransmitter-gated ion-channel ligand-binding domain-containing protein (gene lgc-17). Gene Ontology annotation, cellular component: synapse; membrane. Lineage: Eukaryota; Metazoa; Nematoda; Chromadorea; Rhabditida; Rhabditidae. The record is from RefSeq and is marked reviewed. The coding region runs from base 1 to 1206 and encodes 401 amino acids. Gene Ontology annotation, molecular function: monoatomic ion channel activity; transmembrane signaling receptor activity; extracellular ligand-gated monoatomic ion channel activity. The transcript is spliced from 9 exons. Gene Ontology annotation, biological process: monoatomic ion transmembrane transport; monoatomic ion transport.
AUGUUCUUAGGCAUCAUUGGUACACUAUUUUCAAUUUGUGAAAUUGCAACAUUUUAUUAUAAUCCAGUGUUAUACGUACCCGAUUGGAUAGACUAUCUUAACCAUCAAGACAAUCUCACUAGAGACUUAUUUGCCAACUAUGAUCCAACAAUUUCUUCGGUGUACUCUAGUUCUUUUGACUACGAACCAUCACAUAACCACACAAGAACAGUUGAUCGCUGGAACUAUACCAUUUUACUUUAUUACCUGAAGUUGGUGGAGGUGCAAGAGCCAGAAGAAAAAGUAUCAGUUGUUUUGGAACUUGUGGAGCAAUGGUAUGACCCCAGACUCUCCUGGAACUCCUCGUUAUAUUCCAAUAUUCCAACAGUUUUCGUAAGACAGGAAAAAGUGUGGAGUCCGACAUUAUCGGCAUUUGGAGUAAACGAAAUAAUUGACUUCCGAGAUCAAGAUUUUCGGAUAGUAUCCAUUGACGAUAUAGGUUAUAUCCAGGACUAUUUGUCAGUGCGAGUGUCAUCAAAUUGUCCAAUGGAUGUUUCCAGAUUCCCGUUUGAUUCUCAGACUUGUCAAAUUUGUUUUUGUUUACCUAUAUUCAACAUACGGCAAGUCAAAAUUCUCAACGAAAUUUAUGAAGGUAUCCUGCAAGAAAAAAUAAUCAAAACUAUGGGAAACUCCGAAUGGAAAGUUGUCAGUCUUACUAAUCGUGUGGAGCAGCUGAAGUAUGAUGACGAUUACGGAAAUAUGGAUUUGGCAGUUUUUGAAAUUACAAUAAGAAGAAAUCCACUGUACUACAUCUACAUGAUAGUUUUCCCUUCUUUUGUCAUAAAUGGAAUUUCAAUAGUUGGUAUUUUCUUGAAGAGUGCCGACAAAAUGUCAAAGCUUAACGUUGGUCUCACAAACAUAAUGACCAUGACAUUUAUCCUCGGAGUGAUGGCUGAUAAGAUACCAAGAACCGGAAGCAUUCCAUUACUUGGAAUUUACAUUAUUAUAAAUCUUCUAAUUAUGAUAAUUGCCAUUACAGUUGUUGUUCUAAUCACUGAACUUCGCCAAUGGGCUGUGCCCCGGCUCAAACUCAAGAAGAGCUACAUUAGCAGGAAGCUAGAAACGUUUCUGGGCUCGCCAAUUGAGUACACCUGUGCAAUUCUAUUGGAGUUUCUGACAACCGCUAAUUUCUUCGUUAUUAUUGGAUUUUGGUUUGAGGAUUUAUAA